Messenger RNA from Ceratosolen solmsi marchali, 1383 nucleotides. RefSeq names its product UDP-xylose synthase (gene Uxs). The transcript is spliced from 4 exons. Lineage: Eukaryota; Metazoa; Arthropoda; Insecta; Hymenoptera; Agaonidae. The record is from RefSeq and is a predicted model, not a curated record. Gene Ontology annotation, molecular function: UDP-glucuronate decarboxylase activity; NAD+ binding. Gene Ontology annotation, cellular component: cytoplasm. Gene Ontology annotation, biological process: D-xylose metabolic process. The annotation marks the transcript as partial.
GUUUUAGGAAUUUAUAAAAGUAUUGCAAAAACAGAUAACAGUAAAUUUCAAAAUAGUCGAAAUAGACUGUCAAGUGAUCAAAUAGCCAAUAUUUUGAAGAACAUUAAUGAGAUAAAUUUUAAUGAAACAUCGGGAACUAAAGAUUUGCAAGAAGCAAGGAACAAAAUACGAGAGUUGGAAGAGAAGCUUAAAUAUAUAGAAGUUAAGCUUGAAAAUCGUGUACCCAAGAAUUAUCCCUUAGUGACAUUUCUUAAUUAUAAAAAUCGAAAACGUGUAUUAGUAACAGGUGGUGCUGGUUUUGUAGGGUCACAUUUGGUCGAUCGCUUAAUGCUAGCAGGACACGAAGUAAUUGUUGUUGAUAAUUUUUUCACUGGUAGAAAAAGAAAUAUUGAUCAUUGGAUUGGACAUGAGAAUUUUGAGUUAGUACAUCACGAUGUUGUUAGGCCUUUGUAUAUAGAAGUAGAUGAAAUUUAUCACCUCGCUAGCCCUGCUAGUCCACCGCACUAUAUGUUAAAUCCUGUAAAGACGAUAAAAACUAAUACUUUAGGAACAAUUAAUAUGUUAGGUCUUGCUAAAAGAGUUGGAGCAAAAGUAUUAAUAGCUAGUACUUCUGAAGUUUAUGGUGAUCCAGAUGAACAUCCUCAAUCGGAAACUUAUUGGGGCCACGUUAAUCCAAUAGGUCCAAGAGCUUGUUAUGAUGAAGGAAAACGAGUUGCAGAAACAUUGAGUUAUGCGUACGAGCAUCAAGAAAAUAUUGCUGUUAGAGUAGCCCGUAUUUUUAAUACCUACGGUCCUAGAAUGCACAUGAAUGAUGGUCGCGUAGUGUCCAAUUUCAUUUUACAAGCAUUGCAAAAUAAUUCAAUUACAAUCUAUGGCGAUGGCAAACAGACAAGAUCAUUUCAAUAUGUGUCAGAUUUAGUGGACGGAUUGGUUGCAUUAAUGGCCUCAAAUUAUAGUCAACCAAUUAAUAUUGGAAAUCCCGUUGAACACACAAUAGAAGAAUUUGCAUUAUUAAUAAAAAAUUUAGUGGGAGGAACAAGCAAAAUAGUAGCAUUAGCUGCCGUUGAGGAUGAUCCACAACGACGAAAACCAGAUAUUUCUAGAGCUAAGAAAUAUUUAAAUUGGGAAGCUAAGGUUUCAUUAGUCGAAGGAUUAAAAAAGACCAUUACAUAUUUUACUAAAGAGUUACAGCGAUCCAAGUAUUCAUUUACAGAUCAUCAUUUAAAAAGGCCAUAUAAAAAUGAUCAUGAUAUAAUUGAACAGUUAUAGUAAAUGCAUUUUGGGCUAAAUUAUUACGUGCCAAAUAAUUCCUGUCCAUAACAACUUGAUCAGUUUUUUAUUAAUAUAAUAUUGCUGAAUAAUUUAAAUUACAUAAAUUUUUUU